Oncorhynchus mykiss (rainbow trout) is the source of this 1412-nucleotide messenger RNA. RefSeq lists its product as uncharacterized. NCBI's taxonomy places the organism in Eukaryota, Metazoa, Chordata, Actinopteri, Salmoniformes, Salmonidae. Gene Ontology annotation, molecular function: sialic acid binding. Gene Ontology annotation, cellular component: plasma membrane. The record is from RefSeq and is a predicted model, not a curated record. Gene Ontology annotation, biological process: cell adhesion.
AAAGAAGAAACAAUAUGGUUCUCAGAACAUUAUGUGCUAGCUGUGUCUCAAGUAAUUAGCCAACUUUCAGUUUUCACAUUUACACUAAACUUCCUCAAUUUGUAUUGUUCAACCGCCAUCAUUGUUAAGUAACAGGAAAUAUACAUGCAAUACUUUUGACACCACUCUCGUUAUAACUGCUUGUCACUCAUUUUAUUGGAAGCAGUUGGCUUUUAAGACAUGUGCCGGUGCCAUGGUCACUGCUGGUGUUUUCCUUGGACCUGUAGCCUCAUGUUUUGGCACCUCUUUUCACAACACAAUGAGCCCAUUGAUGUGGAUUGUGAUGAUGCUCAUUUUGUCUCAGGCCUCUGGCACUAGUGGUGUGGUUUGGAAAGCUGAUUACCCGAAAGUUGUUUUUACCAAAUUGGGAGAAGAUGUGACCAUACCAUGCAAUGUUACCUAUCCCCGGUCCCAAUCUAAAGGGCCUAUCCAAGCAUACUGGAAACGCCAGGGAAAUACUCAACUAAACAUCAAUGAUAACGACAGGAAUGAAUUCCUCUAUCACCCCAACAACACAUUCGUCAUCAAGAGUUUUCAAACCAGGACCAACCUGAUAGGAAAUAUCACCAAGGGAAACUGCUCCCUGAAGAUCAAUAUAAUUCAACAUGGCGACAUUGGGCACUACUACUUGAGAAUUGCCACUGGAGCCGACAACUAUAGUUUUAAAAUAGAUCUUGUCUCCAUUCAAAUAUCUGGAACCUCCGGGACUAUUUCAACCAUACCAAAGGACAUGUCAAACACAGUUGAUUCCACAACUACAGUCCCACUAGCCACCACAGAAUACGCGCUAUCCACGGCCACAUAUAUUGCCACCACGGUCCCAGUGGUUGCAGUUCUACUGGUUGCUGUAUUGGGGAUUGUUUGGUUCUUCAUGUACAGGAAAAGGUCCAGGGGUGUCACUAAGCAAGAGUCUGGAUAUUAUGCUAAUUUCACCAUGACAACUCCAACGACCAAACCUGAAAGAGUCAAAACUACAAAGAAGAAAGAUGACACCCAAGUUCCUCCUCCAAAGGUCAUUGAUGAGCCCGUCUAUGGCAACGUCCAGGGUCCAGACGAUCCGAUGGACAGUAUGGAUCAAAUGGACAGUGUAUAUGCAAAUGUAGAUCAUACAAAACAGUGAUGAGGCUGCAUCUCAGAUAUCAGCACUGCUUAAUAAUGCGAAUGUGUGUGUGUGUGUGUUUUUAUCUUGAUUGUUUUCUUGUCAAAAGGCAGCUUACAGUGUCAGCCCUCAUUUCUAGUAUCCUGUUUGACUUUCACUUGGUUAGACAAUAAUAUGUGCAGUUUGUUUGUUAAAUGUAAUAUACAUAAUUCAGUAUGUAACUAUUUUUUAAAGGACUGGCUUUCAAAUAAACAUACUUACUGAGAUGAUAUGC